Molecule: messenger RNA, 1437 nt
Organism: Scleropages formosus (Asian bonytongue)
Lineage: Eukaryota; Metazoa; Chordata; Actinopteri; Osteoglossiformes; Osteoglossidae
Product: actin-related protein 2/3 complex subunit 2-A-like
Exons: 10
Coding region: 146-1045 (299 amino acids)
Biological process (GO): Arp2/3 complex-mediated actin nucleation; actin filament polymerization
Cellular component (GO): Arp2/3 protein complex; actin cytoskeleton
Molecular function (GO): structural constituent of cytoskeleton; actin filament binding
Source: RefSeq, a predicted model, not a curated record
GAAGGGUCCUCGGCGGAAGGAGCGGGGCACAGGAAGACGGAGCUCCCGGCCGGUGGCAAAAUAGAAGUGUUUUAUUUUUUAAAGCAGUACAGAGGAAAAUUAUUGCAAACCUCUAAUUUGGUGUGUUAAACCAUUGGGUGUCGCCAUGAUUCUUUUGGAGAUCAAUAACCGGAUUAUAGAGGAGACAUUGACUCUGAAAUUUGAGAGCGCUUCAAAUGGAAAUAAACCUGAGGCAGUGGAAGUUACAUUUGCAGAUUUCGAUGGCGUCCUCUAUCACAUCUCCAACCCCAAUGGUGACAAGACCAAGGUGAUGGUCAGCAUCUCGCUCAAGUUCUUCAAAGAGCUGCAGGAGCAUGGUGCAGACGAGCUGCUGAAGCGGGUAUAUGGCAACUAUCUGGUGUCACCUGAGUCAGGUUAUAAUGUGUCACUACUAUAUGACCUGGACUCAGUGCCAGCCAACAAGAAGGAAGUCAUCCACCAGGCAGGCAUGCUGAAGAGGAACUGCUUUGCCUCCGUCUUCGAGAAGUACUUCAAGUUCCAGGAGGAGGGCCGCGAGGGCGAGAAGAGGGCGGUGGUCCACUACAGAGAUGACGAGACCAUGUAUGUGGAGGCAAAGAAGGACAGAGUGACAGUGGUCUUCAGCACCGUGUUCAAGGAUGAUGAUGAUGUUGUUAUCGGGAAGGUGUUCAUGCAGGAAUUUAAGGAGGGCCGUCGCGCCAGCCACACUGCCCCCCAGGUGUUGUUCAACCACAGGGAGCCCCCGCUGGAACUGAAGGACACGGACGCUGCCAUAGGGGACAACAUCGGCUAUAUCACCUUCGUGCUGUUUCCUCGUCACACCGGCGCAAAUACCAGGGACAACACCAUCAACCUCAUCCACACCUUCCGGGACUACCUGCACUAUCACAUAAAGUGCUCCAAGGCCUACAUCCACACACGCAUGAGGUCCAAAACCUCCGACUUCCUCAAGGUGCUGAACCGAGCACGGCCAGAUGCUGAGAAGAAGGAGAUGAAGACCAUCUCGGGCAAGACUUUCUCUCGUUGAGGAGCCCAGAGGGCCGAACUGAGACCGGCAUCAGCACGACCGUCCUCUGCCCCUGACGCCGGCCACACACGAAGACAAAUCCCACCCCGGCCAGUGCAGUCUGUCUCACCACUGAAAUUCAAAGGAGAUAUGCAGAUGGGGAAAUCCAUGCAUUCCUUGAUUUGCAUUGUUGAAAGACCAACUCUCUGUCUCACGCACAGGUUACAGUUUUGAUACGAUAUGAUCUUUUAUUUCUUUGGAUGUUUCUUACUCCUGCCUUGUUGCCUCCUCUUUGACUUGGAGUGUUUGAGUAACGAAUGCUACUCAUGUUUACGGUUCCCUCCUCACUAGACUGUUUCUUGUCAGGUUUUCAAUCAGUGAUUGUAAAGAAUAAACCAGUCUUAUUAAAAAAA